Molecule: messenger RNA, 876 nt
Organism: Fraxinus pennsylvanica
Lineage: Eukaryota; Viridiplantae; Streptophyta; Magnoliopsida; Lamiales; Oleaceae
Source: the annotation of a GenBank genome assembly
AUGUUUGAGGAGAGAGAAGGAGAAGAGACGGAGCCGAUGCCUCUUCACUCCAUGACGUUCAAAUCGUCGCCGCUCGGUAGUGGUGAUUCAAGGAUUGGAAAUGGAUUAAAGAAGGGCUAUGGUGUUAAAAUGGAAAAAGAGUGGAGAAAAGGGCCUUGGAUUCCUGAAGAAGAUAAGCUUCUUUCAGAAUAUGUAAGUCAGAAUGGUGAAGGGAGGUGGAGUUCUGUAGCUAGGUGUGCAGGGCUGAAUAGGAAUGCAAAGAGUUGUAGACUAAGAUGGGUGAACUACUUGAGGCCUGGACUUAAAAGAGGCCACAUAACAGCACAAGAGGAAGGAAUUAUUAUCGAACUUCAUGCCCUUUGGGGGAACAAAUGGUCGACAAUAGCGAGAUACUUGCCAGGAAGAACGGAUAAUGAGAUCAAAAACUACUGGAGAACUCAUUUCAAGAAAAUAAGAAAGGCUUCUGAAAGGCAAGAAAGGAGAAAAAAUCUUCAGCAAACACAACAAAAACAAAAAGAAGAAAACUACGAGGAUAAGAAGGUGGAAGCCAUAAGCAAUGAAAGAGACCAGUUCGAGAAAAACGACGUCUUGAGGAGAAGCAUCACAUAUGCCCGAGGUAAUAAUGAGGAAGAAUUCGAGAAGGCAAGAGUACGGUGGAUGGAAACGGAGAGCGAGUGGAUUUCAUUGACUGAUGAAUUGAGAGUUGAUCUUGAGUCCAUCCGUCAAAGAUUGAGGAGAAGCAUCACAUAUGCCCGAGGUAAUAAUGAGGAAGAAUUCGAGAAGGAAAGAGUAGGGUGGAUGGAAAUGGAGAGCGAGUGGAUUUCAUUGACUGAUGAAUUAAGAAUUGAUCUCGAGUCCAUCCGUCAAAGAGCAUAA